AAUGGCUCGGUUCGGGGACGCGGUGCCGCCGGGGCACGGUGUGCUGGACGGCGGGUCGGAGCGCAGCCGGACUCGCGAGCCUCCUUCAUCCUCCACCGGGGGAGUUUCUCCGGUGUUCAAGCAGACCAAAGCGCAGCGCGCGCGCACCAUGGCCCUGUACAACCCCAUCCCGGUCCGACAGAACUGCUUCACCCAGAACCGGUCCCUCUUCAUCUUCAGCGAGGACAACGUGGUGCGGAAGUACGCCAAGAGGAUCAUAGAGUGGCCGCCGUUUGAGUACAUGAUCUUAGCCACCAUCAUCGCAAACUGCAUCGUCUUGGCUCUGGAGCAGCAUUUACCUGGAGAGGACAAGACACCUAUGUCAAAGAGACUGGAGAAAACCGAGCCGUACUUCAUCGGGAUGUUCUGUUUCGAGGCGGGGAUAAAGAUCGUCGCGCUGGGGUUCGUGUUCCAUAAAGGGUCGUACCUGAGGAACGGCUGGAACGUCAUGGACUUCAUCGUGGUGCUCAGCGGGAUCCUGGCCACUGCCGAAGCUCAUAUGAAUAUCCCGGUUGAUCUGAGGACGUUGCGAGCUGUUCGAGUUCUGCGGCCCCUCAAACUGGUGUCAGGAAUUCCAAGUCUGCAGAUCGUUUUGAAGUCCAUCAUGAAGGCGAUGGUUCCUCUGCUGCAGAUCGGCUUGUUGUUAUUUUUUGCCAUUUUAAUGUUCGCAAUCAUCGGCCUGGAGUUCUACAGCGGCCGCCUACACAAGACCUGCAUCCCCGAUCCAGAUAUACAGGAGAACGAGACGGUUCCGGAUUGGGAGGCGGAGUUCCCGUGUGGAGAUCGUCGGUGUCCGUAUAAAUACAGCUGUAGCGGGUUGUGGAUCGGGCCGAACGACGGAAUCACACAGUUCGACAACAUCCUGUUCGCCGUGCUCACCGUCUUCCAGUGUAUCACCAUGGAGGGCUGGACCACCGUCCUGUACAACGCCAAUGAUGCAUUAGGUCCCACAUGGAACUGGCUGUACUUCAUCCCCCUCAUCAUCAUCGGCUCCUUCUUCGUGCUCAACCUGGUGCUGGGAGUUCUGUCUGGAGAGUUUGCUAAGGAGAGAGAGCGUGUGGAGAACAGGAGAGCUUUUAUGAAGCUCAGACGUCAGCAGCAGAUCGAAAGAGAACUGAAUGGAUAUCGAGCUUGGAUUGAUCGAGCAGAGGAAGUGAUGCUGGCGGAGGAGAAUAAGAACUCGGGUCCUUCAGCUCUGGACGUGUUAAAGAGAGCCACCACGAUAAAGAGGAGGGGCGUGGACUCCAUCCAUCACGGUCCUGAGGAGCAGUGUGUGGACAUCGCUUCUGUCGGUGGGCCGCUGAACCGGGCGAGUAUCCGCAGCGUUAAGCGAGGGCCGGCCGCGUAUUUCCGGAGGAAAGAGAGGAUGUUGCGUAUCUCCGUCCGCCGCAUGGUGAAGACACACACCUUCUACUGGACCGUGCUGGGACUCGUGGCCUUAAACACCAUCUGUGUGGCCAUCGUUCAUCACAACCAACCCGAGUGGCUCUCCACCUUCCUCUAUUACGCAGAGUUCCUGUUCCUGGGUUUGUUUCUGACGGAGAUGUUCCUGAAGAUGUACGGUCUCGGCCCUCGGCUCUACUUCCACUCCUCCUUUAACUGCUUCGACUUCGGAGUGAUCGUCGGCAGUAUCUUUGAGGUGAUCUGGAGUUUCUUCAGACCCGGAAUGAGUUUCGGGAUCAGCGUCCUGCGCGCGCUCCGACUGCUGAGGAUCUUCAAAAUUACCAAGUACUGGGCGUCUCUGAGGAACCUGGUCGUGUCUUUGAUGAACUCCAUGAAGUCCAUCAUCAGUUUGCUCUUCCUCCUCUUCCUCUUCAUCGUGGUCUUUGCGCUGCUGGGCAUGCAGCUGUUCGGGGGAAGGUUCAUCUUUGAAGAAUUCACCCCCACUAACUUUGAUACGUUUCCGGCUGCCAUCAUGACCGUGUUUCAGAUCCUUACAGGUGAGGACUGGAACGAAGUCAUGUACAACGGGAUUCGCUCUCAGGGCGGAGUUAAGUCGGGAAUGUGGUCUUCCAUUUACUUCAUCGUCCUCACGCUGUUUGGAAACUACACACUUCUCAACGUCUUCUUGGCUAUCGCCGUGGACAAUUUAGCCAACGCUCAGGAGCUCACCAAGGAUGAAGAGGCGGAAGAGGAAGCGUUUAACCAGAAACACGCUCUGCAGAAAGCGAAAGAGGUCGGCCCGAUGUCGUCCUUCAUCUCCUCAGAGGGAAUGCGGAGGAGACGGCCGUAUCUGUACAGGAAGCGCGUGCUGAUCCACCGCGGCCGCACGGCUUUCUCUCUGGAGGAGUCGGACAGUUUCGGCGACGCUCCUCCACUCAAUACCUCUCGCUCUUUCAUGUCCAGGAGAGAAAGACGCCGGCGUCUGACCAUGUCCGUGUGGGAGCAGAGGACCAGCCAGCUCCGGCGCCAUCGCCAGACCUCCAGCCGAGAAAUCCUCUACGGUUCGUCUGUGUGCCACCAUCGGACACUGGCGCGCUCGGCCGAGAUCCCUCCCUCGCCGGAGAUCAGUUCCGCUCUCGACCCUCUGGAGUCUCUCGAGCCGUCCAUGGAGGAGCAGAACGUCUCCGUGGUUCCGCUGCCGGAUCCUCCUGAAUCCGAAGACUCGAGCGCCAAAGAUCUGUACGGAAACCCCGCGCACGCUCACACACAGAUCAGCACCACUCUGGAGCGUCCGGAUCCUCUGGACGCGGUGAAAGACGAGCAGGACGUCGAUGACACCCAGUUACCCGGAAACGCCCCCGAGGAAUUUCAGGAUAAAAACCACCUGAGCGUCCGGAGAGCCAACGGAGAGCGGCGGCAGCGAGGGACGCGUAAAUACAGCAAAUACGGUAAACACAGCAAACACAGAAACCCAGAGACGCACCGUCGGCCGCGCGACGAGCCGAACGCAGACGAGCGCAGCCGCUCCGCCAGCCGAGAACGGACGACGGGAAACGACGGCGACGAAGCGGAGGAGGAGAAGAGCAAUGACGGAGGUGGCAGUCCAGAGGAAAGGACCGCUGAGGACAGAGUUCUGGCCGCGGACCCGGAGCCGGCCACGCUCCAGAUCACCGACAGCAGCACGCUGGAGUGUGCAGGACCCGGCGAGGCCAGCACUGAGGGAGAAAACAACAACAACCAGGACAAAACGGCUCUCAGCACCAACGUGGUGACUGAAGACCUGGACACCACACCGGGACUGGAGCUCUCCACCAUUACAACAAACAAUAAAGAUCUGGAGGCUUCGAAAUCUGAGAAGGAAGACGAGCAAGCAGCAAAUCGCUCGAGAACUCCCCCAGACAGCAUGUUCAUCUUCAAACCCCACAAUCCGAUCCGCAGGGCGUGUCAUUAUGUGGUUAAUCUUCGUUAUUUUGAAAUGUGUAUCCUGUUGGUCAUCGCUGCGAGCAGUAUCGCUCUGGCGGCUGAAGAUCCAGUGGCCACAAACUCAGACUGGAAUAAAGUGCUGCGGUACUUUGAUUAUGUGUUCACUGGAGUUUUCACAUUUGAAAUGAUCAUUAAGAUGAUCGAGCAGGGCCUGAUCCUUCAUGAUGGCUCUUAUUUCCGUGAUCUGUGGAACAUUCUGGAUUUCAUUGUGGUGGUUGGAGCACUGGUAGCAUUCGCUCUCACGAAUGUACUGGGGAAUAAUAAAGGUAGAGACAUUAAAACCAUCAAGUCUCUGCGAGUGCUGCGAGUUCUCCGGCCUCUGAAGACCAUCAAGCGACUUCCUAAACUAAAGGCGGUGUUUGAUUGCGUGGUCACGUCUCUGAAGAACGUCUUUAACAUCCUCAUCGUGUAUAAACUCUUCAUGUUCAUCUUCGCCGUCAUCGCAGUGCAGCUCUUCAAGGGAAAAUUCUUCUACUGCACUGACGGCUCCAAGGACACGGAGAAAGACUGUCA
Molecule: messenger RNA, 3918 nt
Organism: Ictalurus punctatus (channel catfish)
Lineage: Eukaryota; Metazoa; Chordata; Actinopteri; Siluriformes; Ictaluridae
Product: voltage-dependent R-type calcium channel subunit alpha-1E
Biological process (GO): chemical synaptic transmission; calcium ion import across plasma membrane
Cellular component (GO): membrane; neuronal cell body; voltage-gated calcium channel complex
Molecular function (GO): high voltage-gated calcium channel activity
Source: RefSeq, a predicted model, not a curated record